This is a messenger RNA of Trachymyrmex cornetzi, 3233 nucleotides long. Its product is annotated as collagen alpha chain CG42342. Lineage: Eukaryota; Metazoa; Arthropoda; Insecta; Hymenoptera; Formicidae. Gene Ontology annotation, biological process: extracellular matrix organization. Bases 896 to 2629 code for a protein of 577 amino acids. The transcript has 19 exons. Gene Ontology annotation, molecular function: extracellular matrix structural constituent conferring tensile strength. The record is from RefSeq and is a predicted model, not a curated record.
CGAAGCGACGUUCGCCGACGUAUCGUCCUCUGUCUCUCCUUUCUAUCUCUUUCUCGUCUUUUUAUCACUGCCGUAAAUCUUGUUCUUUCGUUGACCAGCGGCGACGAUCGCCACGAAGUUUGCCGCCGUCGGCAGACGGUGCGCGUUCGUUUCUCUCGUCCGUUCGACCGUCCCGUUCGCGUCGGCGAAGGAAAGAGGAAGGCGACAGGAAGUCGUAAGGGUUAGAGGGAGAAUAACGGAGCAGUGGCACGAGACGACGAUCGACGCCGUCGCCGCCCCCGCUGUUAUCGUCCGAUGUGUGAAAAGUGCGCGAGUCCGCGAGAACGCGACGCCGACACAGUAUCGAUAGCGUAACGUGCUGAACGUUGCCGCGGAGGAAGUUUCACGCGCGGCAGCUUCAUACCGAACGGGGAACGCGCGCUCGCGCGUGUUCCGAUCGUCGUCGUUCCGCACACAUACCGCGUCACAAUUAAGACCGCGGUAUCGAAAUCGGAGGUAAUCGCGCACGCGGAGUGGUGAGAGUCGAUCGCAGAAAUCAAGCGUCGAUCGAAAUUAAACGUCAUCGAAGCGAGAUCGGGCGGGCGAUAACGGGGCGAGCGAUCGGAGCGGCGAAGAUGCAUUCCAGAUGGACGAUGACGCCGCGACGUCUGUAUUGUCUGUAACGGUCGCCGCCGUCGGUUAGGUAAGAAAACGUCGUCGUAUUUAUUAUUUAAUCGUCCCUCCACGCGAAAGUCCGCCGCCGCGAUCCGCGCGCGACGGUGUAUCGACGUGAAUCGCGCGGGUUAUGACGCGCCGCGCCGCUUAGGGACGCUCGACAAGCGCUCGUAACCGGAGCCCCGGGUAGCCGCGAGUGCGUGCGUGCGUGCGUGCGUGCGCGACAACGUCAGCGACAGCGAUGGAGAACGACCCGGCGGCCAAGUCCUGGCCGUCGGGCCCGGGGACGGGCAAGGGAUCGUCGCCGUCCUGCCUGGAGGCGUCGAUGCCGCGGAAGUUCCGCGACGGGGACCUCCGUGCGGGGACCGCGGGCCUCAAUUGGGCGCUGUGCGCCCUCUGCCUUGCCAGCUUCGCCGUGUCCGGCGUGCUCUUCUACCGCGAGCUCGGCUUGGAGUCCAGGAUCGCGAGUCUGGAGGCACGCUGCAUGCGCGUCCAGGAUCCCUCGUCGCCGGUGGAAGCCCUGGUGCAGAGGCUCAAGGCGGAGAUGCAGGAGCAACUGCGGCAGACGCAACGGCUCGAUUCCACCGCGGUCUUCAGGCCCAAACGCGACAUCUCCGAGUGUAAUUGUCCUCCAGGUCCACCCGGUGAGCCGGGUCCACCCGGAAAGAGGGGCAAGAAAGGGAAGAAGGGUGAUCCCGGGGAGCCCGGUGCGCCGGGUGUGGCCGGGACGCCGGGCAAGAACGGUUUUCCGGGACCCAUCGGCUUGGACGGGCCCAAAGGUGAUCCGGGCCGACCCGGCGACAAAGGGCAGAAGGGCGAGCUGGGCAGCCCCGGAUUCGACGUCUUGUCCGCAGUAAAGGUCAAUGCACAGGGAUUGGGGUUAAAGAGGUCGGUGACGACGCUCCGCGGCGGGACGCUCGGCUACGCGGAAAUCGUCGCCCUCAAGGGAGAGCCGGGUGAACCCGGGCCGCCGGGACCACCCGGUCCGCCAGGAGCCGAGGGUCUUCCUGGACAUGAGGGCAGACAGGGGAUUCCGGGCGAGGUCGGCGCACCAGGGGAGAAGGGCCCGCCCGGGCCGAUCGGGCCCAUCGGCCCGACGGGCACGCCAGGACUUGCGGGUCCCAAGGGUGACAAGGGUGAUAAAGGCGAUCGGGGCUUCACGACGACCUUAAAGGGUGAGCAGUUUCCAAGUGGAGUAUUUGAAGGCCCACCUGGUCCACCAGGACCACCUGGGUCUCCGGGCGAGAAGGGAGAACUGGGCCCGACAGGACCGCCCGGCCUACCCGGCGAGAAGGGUACUCGGGGAAAGCAAGGGAAGAGGGGUUUCAAGGGUGAGAGCGGUUUGGCAUUGGCGAGGGGUGCCCCCGGCCUGCCGGGUCCGAAGGGUGAGCCCGGCGAACGGGGUUACUGGGGCGAAAAGGGCGCCAUGGGAGACGCGGGUUUACCAGGGCCCAAGGGAGAGAUGGGACUGCAGGGCUUGCAGGGGCUCAAUGGAACCGACGGCGAUCCUGGUAUCCAAGGACCCCCCGGAUUACCGGGAAUAUCCGGACCCAAAGGUGAAAAGGGCGACUACGGCGAUAUUGGUCCCCCCGGCCUUAUGGGACCUCCGGGUCUACCCGGCCCACCGGGCUAUCCUGGGCUGAAAGGCGAAAAGGGAGAGAAAGGUGAAUCGAAGUACAAAAAGCUCAGGCGAAGACAGGGAGACGGCACGUUCGAGAUGAACGCCGGGGAAGUGAUAAUGGGCCCGCCCGGACCCCCAGGACCCGCUGGUACCCCCGGACUGCAGGGCCCACCUGGGAUCAAGGGUGACAGAGGACACGAUGGCGCCAAGGGCGAUCCUGGAGAAAAGGGUGCCAAAGGGGAUCCUGGUCCGAUGGGACUGCCCGGCCCCAUGGGACUGAGGGGAGAGUCCGGAAAGCCCGGGGAUUCCGGGAAACCUGGCGCCAUGGUAAGAACGCGGACCUCCCGCUCCUAACGUCAUCGUAACUUGGCGUCGCCGCCGCGGAAUUCGCUGAUAAGCCGAUAACGUUUACAGGCGUGGAAUAGAUUCGUCGAGCGAUUCGAUGUCUAAUGUUGGCGACUACAAGAACGCGGAAGGGACGUCUUCCAGGGUACCAAAACUCGUCAAAGAGUUGGCCACACGAAGUGAAAAUUACGCCUGAAAAUCGGCGAUAUCGAAACGAAGCUGUAUAUGUCCGGUUACUGCCUAAAAUUAUUUUAGAAGACAAAUUCUUUGACGAAUUUUUAAAGGCAUAUUUUCGACGUAUUCUCUAAUUAAAUUGCCUGAAAUUAUUGGCUGAAGAAAGAAAUUUCGAUUCGUCAAAAAAUUCGUUGCUAAAAUAUAUAUCUUUCCGAGAUCAUCCCUGUAUGUUCGAUGUCGUGUACACCGCGGGGCCGCUUAUUCUGCAAAGAGUUUAAACCAGAUUCCGGUGAAAUAACGUUAACGAAUUAAUUAAUCCGCGGGCAAAGAGAGCGCGAUGCCACGUGUUCGCUUUAAUGAACUCCAUGAGAUUUGGUUUACGCCACUUUCAAAGUAAGCUGCUCGCUCUCGGUUCACGCGUUAACGCAUCACUACCAUC